This is a messenger RNA of Camponotus floridanus (Florida carpenter ant), 2762 nucleotides long. RefSeq names its product RCC1 and BTB domain-containing protein 1. Gene Ontology annotation, molecular function: protein binding. The record is from RefSeq and is a predicted model, not a curated record. The transcript is spliced from 12 exons. Lineage: Eukaryota; Metazoa; Arthropoda; Insecta; Hymenoptera; Formicidae. The coding region runs from base 460 to 2121 and encodes 553 amino acids.
AAGAUUAAUUGCUUGUUGAUCUCUGUCGACGCUGGUUGACAUGUGGUGCUUGAUUCUGUCAGCGGACGAAGGGAAAUUUAACGAGGAAAAGAAAAGAUUCAUAGCGUGCAUGAUAAAUGUAAAAAAUAUGAAUACAUUGCAUUUGAAUAUAUUAGUGUCAAACUUUACAGCUGUUGAACAGCUGUAAAGUGGAAAUAAUUGUGAAUGCUCCGAAAUUUUGCUAGAAUGAAAAGCGUUUACGUGAGAUAGCAUUAAUACGUCAAGUGUUAUCAAGAUAUUGAAAAAGAAGAGUGAGAGGGAGGGAGAGAGAAAGAGAGAGAGAGACAAAACAAAACACUUUUGUAAAACAAUCUGUAUCAGUUGAUGGCCAAAUUAAUUUGACCCUUAUUUCUAAUUGGGUCAGUAUAGGCCAUUAUAAAUUCAAAGAAGAAGGAAAAGUGAAACAAUCUUGCAUGCAAUAUGAAUUCCUCGUAUCUGCGAAACUGGCCAAUCUUCAGCUUGCUGGAGCGAGAUACUAUUUCACAAAUUCAUAUGGUCAUGGUAUAUGGUACUUUAGGCAAUGAGGCUCUACUUGUGAUGAAAGACAAGUCUGUGUAUGGCUUAGGCAACAACAUUGCUGGAUGUUUGGGAAUCAGCGAUGCCCAUAGCACAUUGUAUCCAAAGAAAAUAGAAGUCUUGUGCGACAAAGAUAUAAAGACGUUUGCCUGUGGCAGUGGACCUCACGUUUUGGCGCUCACAGAGAAGGGAGAGGUAUAUUCCUGGGGACACAACAGUUACUGCGAAUUAGGAAACGGAACAUGCAAUCAGGGUCUCACACCAAUUCUAGUGAAUAUACCCACUUUAGGAGCUGGAUUGAAUAUGAAAUGCAUUGUGGAUGUUGCGUGUGGGAGCCAUCAUUCUCUCGCUCUCACUGAAGAGGGAGAGGUGUAUGCCUGGGGACAAAAUAAUUGUGGACAAGUGGGUAGCAAUAUCAGCACGAAUCAGGGCUCGCCGCGACAAGUGACCUCCAAUUUGGCCGGGAAGAAGAUUGUUCAUAUCUCCUGCGGUCAGACCUCCAGCAUGGUGGUAACCGACAACGGCGAGGUAUAUGGUUGGGGCUACAAUGGAGUCGGCCAGCUGGGAAUAGGCAACUAUGUAAACCAGAUGACCCCGAGUCGAGUUGGCUCGUUGAUAGGCGUUGUAAUAAUCAAGGUGGCUUGUGGAUACGCGCAUACGUUGGCGCUCUCAGAUGAGGGGAAACUCUACGUCUGGGGUGGGAAUAGUUAUGGUCAAUUAGGCAUCGGCAAUAAAACGAACGCCUGUAACCCAGUCUUGGUCACGCACGAAAUGGGAAGGAUCUCCGACAUUGCUGCCCUGCACUACAAUCACAUAAGCACAGCCGUUGGCGUAGGUGGACGGGUCUACAUGUGGGGUAACUGUCGCGGGCAGAGCAUCUCGACUCCGACUCCCACUCCGUUUACGGAUAUGCACGACACAUUCGCGUGCUACGGGUGGCCCAGCGUCAUGUACAAACCAUUGAUUUUGCAUGAGAACGAGGAUUCGAGUAUAUUGGAGUGUCUGGGAACUGCGUUUGACGAUUCCUCGACGAGCGAUCUCACGAUACAAGUGAACGGGCAAGCCAUCCACGUCCACAAGGCUAUUCUGAAGAUUCGUUCUUCGUACUUCAGGACCAUGUUCCAGCAUAAUUGGGCGGAAAACAAUCAGAGUAUCAUCGAGCACGAUCAAUUUUCCUACGUCGUGUAUAAAGCCUUUCUGAAAUACUUGUACACCGACUUGAUCGAUCUACCUACAGAAAAGGCGUUAGAGCUCCUUGAUUUGGCGAACGCGUACUGCGAGAACAAUCUUAAAAGGCAUUGCAUCCAGAUGAUAAAGCAAGGGAUCAGCAUAUCCAAUGCGGCAUAUCUGUACAGCGUCGCGAUCGAGUACAACGCAAAGGAACUCGAGGAGUUCUGCUUCAAGUUCGCCUUGAAUCACAUGACAGCCGUGACGCAGACGGAGAAUUUUGCCAAGCUGGACGAGAACACGGAUUAUACGUUUCGACGGAAAUGGACGGAAAUCGCCAAAUCUGUCUGUUGUUGCACGAGUAUUUGCGACACGAUUCCUAAUAGUCGCAUAGACUGACGAACGCGAAGUCGCGUUUUAGCGACUCGCUUCCUCUCGCAUUUAUCUCGUAGCAUUUCUCGCGUAAGUAAUAGAAAUAAAUUGCGCACUUUUUAGCCGUGCACUCUAGUCGGCGCAUUCCGACAAUAAGUCGCAAAAAACAAUGCCAUUUAUCUCACAUGAGAUUUUUUUCGUGAUACCUACUUGGAUAAUAAAGGCGAUUUUUUUAUAAGAUACUUUAGAUUAUUUUAUUGGAAUCUGUUUGUUUGAAUAAAGAGACAAGACAGUGUUUUCGUACAAUUAAAAAUUAAUCUCGCCAAUUGAUUAAUCGCGUGUCAAAUCUGUGCCCAAUGAAAAUUCAAUUUUAUUUAUUAUAAAGCAGGUGAUUUUUUAUAAGAUAUUUGAGAUUAUUAUAUUGGAAGCAAGACAAUAUUAUUCGCUGUUGCAGUAAUUAAUAAUUAAUCUCGCGAAUCGGUUAAAUCGUGUCAAAUCUGUGUCCAAAGAUUGAAAACACGAUUUUAUUUGUUCCUGAUAUAGCGUGAUCGUUCCAUUUUACAACGAUUCUACAUAAAUUUUCUGUUUUUUUAUCAGAUGCGAUUUUUAAUCUCACAUCUAGUUAUAUGUAUCUGGAUAGUAAUAAACAUUUUCAACACCGCCAACAG